Molecule: messenger RNA, 1406 nt
Organism: Entelurus aequoreus (snake pipefish)
Lineage: Eukaryota; Metazoa; Chordata; Actinopteri; Syngnathiformes; Syngnathidae
Gene: cldn23l
Product: claudin 23-like
Exons: 2
Coding region: 234-983 (249 amino acids)
Biological process (GO): bicellular tight junction assembly; cell adhesion
Cellular component (GO): plasma membrane; bicellular tight junction
Molecular function (GO): structural molecule activity
Source: RefSeq, a predicted model, not a curated record
CGGGGCGGGAGACAGCCAAGCUACAGCGGGAAAGAGGAGAGUGAGAGGGAAAAAAAAGGACAAGGACAACCAGAGGCAUGGAGACAGAAGGAGCUGCAGCAUCUUCUGAGAGGCAGCUCUGUGACCUGCGGAGCCGUGAACGCCACUGAAAGAUGAUUGUUCUCCAGCAUCCCGUGGUCAUCUCUACAAGACAUCUGAAAAGCUAAAGAGAUCACAUUGGAAGAAUCGUGGGUAUGCAGACUCAGGCCUCCAUGGUGAUGGGCAUCGUCUUCGCCCCCUUAGGACUGGUCCUGCUCUUCACCGCAGCCAUCACGCCCCAAUGGAGAGAAGGCCAGACCCGUCUGGGCCUUGCCAGGCCGGGCUCGCUUCUCCGAACCAUCGUGAAAAGCAACGGUCAAGCCGGGGUCAAGUCGGGAUCCGUGGACUCGCUCCUCUUAGUGCGCUCCGAUGGACUUUGGGAGAGCUGUCUUCAAGUGGAGCUCUCGGAGCUGAAGCAGUGUUGGCCGGUGGCGGGGUCCUAUCAGCGGGACCGGAGGGUCCGCCUGGCGCAAGGCUUGGUGCUGACCUCCUUGUUACUGUGCGGCACCGGCAUCGUUCUGGCCUGCAUCGGCGUCCGCUGUUGGACGGAUCUACCGCUCCGAGGGGUGGCGGCUACGGGUGGCCUCCUGGUGGUGAUGGCGGGGGUGCUCAGCAUGAGCGCCUUGGUGGUCUACACCCACAACCUGAAGAGGCUUGGGAUGGAAGGCGCCCGGCAGGAAGUCCACAACACCCGCUUACCUCAGCUGAGCUUGAGCCCGGCCGGCUCGCUCUACUUCGGCUGGCUGGGUUCAUGCUUACAAGUGCUGGGAGGGGGCGCGCUCGUGUUUAGUUUCAAGCGACCCAGAUGCCAAACUUGCCCGGAGUUCGCCGCCUGCCCCGCUUGUCGCCGCUGCUCACAGAUUCACAACAAGCCUGACUCUGAUGUUUAUGAAGUCAGCUGUUAGCUUCAUUUUGGCCUUUCGCUUGCAUCCAGUGAUUCAGUGAGUUGUGCAGCCGCUGCUGUCAUUUGUCAAGCCAGACUUUGUUCGUUGUUGCAGGACUGGAGACUGAUCUUGCAAUGUUUAUUCUCGUGCGGCCUUCUACAACCAUGCUUUGUACUGUUAAAAGGGUAAUGUACUUUUAUUUAUUUAUUUUUGAAUAGUGCCUACUGUAUCAUUCACAAUGUGGGACAAGAACACAUGUCUUUCCCUUAUUUGGGUGUUCUAAAUAGCAAAAAACUGCUAGUAAGAAGCGGCUAAUGCUGAUACAAUCGAUUCCGUCUAUAAAGCCCUCUAAAAAAACAUCCGGUAACACUUUAGUAUGGGGAACAUAUUCACCAUUAAUUAGUUGCGUAUUAACAUGCAAAUUAGUAACAUAUUGCCUCUUAA